Molecule: messenger RNA, 5409 nt
Organism: Coniosporium apollinis CBS 100218
Lineage: Eukaryota; Fungi; Ascomycota; Dothideomycetes
Exons: 2
Coding region: 1-5409 (1802 amino acids)
Biological process (GO): mitotic actomyosin contractile ring assembly; barbed-end actin filament capping; actin filament bundle assembly
Cellular component (GO): cell division site; mating projection tip
Molecular function (GO): small GTPase binding; actin binding
Source: RefSeq, a predicted model, not a curated record
AUGCCGAGCAGUGCGCCGCAAGAUGGAAAGUCACGACAGUCCUCUGGCGGCAAGUCCUUCUUUUCCAGGAAGCUCUACCGGUCCGACAAGAACCAUGACAGCCACCUCGUGCCGGAGACACCUAGUAUGCCACCCAGCGCCGCAGGGUCGCAGUCCUCACGACAUUCCCACAGGACCUCCGUGGCGUCGAUAGACAGGCCCAUCUCCAUGGGGCCGGACAUGAACGGUCUGGCUUUGCAGACCGGCGUGGCUACGGCAAUUCCAUACGACUAUAUAACCCCAGACGGACGGUCGCCUAUACAUGUGGACUACCUACCCAAGGACGAGCAAAGACCUGGCACCCGGGGACAGCCGAAUCCUGGCCUUCUGAACAAGCCCGGAAGCGACUUCCACCAGUACCCUGUCUUCAACGCUUCCGCGCCGCCCCCGAGCGGCUCCCCUGUAUCUGCCCCGCGGCCGCCGGCACACACAAGCACAAUCGCAUCGGUCCCCACGGCUGACAGGGGAUACCAGGCACAACAGUACGGCAAUGCGAGCGGCAGAACAGGCAGCAUGGCCAGCGGAGCCAACGGCGGUCAACAAGCGUACAACCCCUAUGGCCCAACCGACUCAUUGAAUAACACAAGAUCCUCCUCAGAUCAAGCUAGCGUAUACUCCGCAAACUCCCAGUCGCAAACCCGGCAAUCUAGCGUCCUUUCGCUCCCGCAGUCCACCUACUCCUCCCUUGCUAUCGAUCAGCAGAGCUUGCCUCCCACCAUCGCCGGCGCCUCAUCCGCCCGUGAAUCGCAGAGGCCUGGAGUGCUCGGCUCGUAUAAUCCCGCCGCAUUUAGCUCGACGACCUCGUUCAGCAGGCCUCACGAUGACCGCAUCAUCGAGCAAGAAUUCAUGGCCUUGAUGCACAAGCGGGGGUGGAACAGUCUUCCGGACGGCGCACGUCGACAAAUGCAAAACUAUCCUCUGGAGAAAAAAUGGACGCUCGUGCACCAAGAUCGGCUGGCGGAGUCCCAAAACGAGGCGAAGAGGCGGCAAAACGCGCGCAAGACGCUGGACGACCCAGCCGGUGUGGGUCUGCUAGGUCGAGCAGAAGAGGAGGGCAGUCCGGAGUGGUUCGUCAAAAAAUUGAUGGACAAUUCUAUUACGGCGAAGCAGCUGCAAAGUUUGAGCGUCAGUCUAAGGACGCAGCCGAUCGGAUGGGUCAAGACUUUUGUCGAAGCGCAGGGCCAAAUCGCCCUGACCAAUGUGCUGGCGAAGAUCAAUCGGCGGCAGGGACAGGGCCCGGCUCCUCCGACUUCUGGGCGACAUCAGUCGGACAAAGACAUGGACCGCGAGUACGAUAUCGUGAAGUGCCUCAAAGCGCUGAUGAACAACAAAUACGGCGCGGACGAUGCGCUUGCACAUAGUCAGAUUGUCAUGGCUUUGGCCGGAUCCCUCAUCGCUUCAAGGCUCAACACCAGAAAGCUUGUUAGCGAGGUCCUGACUUUCCUUUGCCAUUGGGGCGAGGGAAAGGGGCACCAGAAGGUCCUCCAAGCGCUUGACCACCUCAAAAGUCAGCAGGGAGAAAACGGCCGAUUUGACGCCUGGAUGCGCAUCGUCGAGGUCACGAUUGAUGGCCGAGGCAAGAUGGGCAGUCUCGUGGGCGCCAGCGACGAAGUCCGCAGCGGCGGUAUAGGCAUGGAGAAUCUGCUGAUGGAGUAUGCCGUGGCCUCCCUGCUGCUCAUCAACAUGAUUGUCGACGCGCCUGAGAGAGACUUGCAGCUGCGGAUACAUCUACGAGCACAGUUCACGGCCUGCGGCAUCAAGCGUCUCCUGACGAAGAUGGAGGGUUUCCAGUAUGAAGUGAUCGACAAACAGGUCGAGCGGUAUCGUACGAACGAAGCAAUCGACUACGAAGACAUCCUUGAGCGGGAGGGCAGUAGCAUGGUCGACAGUAUAGAAGGCGAAGUCAAGGAUCUCAAUGACCCGACCCAGAUCACGGAUGCCAUCAUGACCAAGAUCAGAGGAGACAGGGCUCAAGACUACUUCGUCUCUGCGCUGCAACAUUUGCUGCUGAUGCGUGACAAUGAGCAUGAAGACCGCCUACGCAUGUUUCAGUUGGUGGACUCGAUGCUUAGCUACGUAGCCAUGGACCGACGGCUACCGGAUAUGGACCUCAAGCAGAGUCUCAAUUUUACGGUUCAGAGCCUGCUCGACAAGCUGUAUACAGACUCUGAGGCCCGACAAGCGCGAGAUGAGGCCCUUGAAGCAAGACAGAUUGCGGAUGCGGCGAUCGCAGAGCGGGAUGAGACAAGGGCGCAGGUCGAGCUUGGAGCCGAAGGCAUGGUCGCAAAGCUACAGAAGCAGCUAGAAGAGCAGGCCGCUAUCAUCGAACUACGUGGCCGACAGCACGAAGCGAUGAAGGCUGAGCUUGCUGACCUGCAAAGAGUCCGUGCCCAGGAGCUGCAGCGGAACGAGCUGGAGACGAGGGAGCUGUAUCUCAUGCUCCGCGAUGCACAAGACAUCGCUGAUUCUGCGGCCAAGAAGAGUGGGAAGGACAGUGCCGUGGCUGUGGAUCCCACGCAAAUGCAGGGCAUUCUUGACAGGGAGAAACUCAUGGACCGGCUUGAGAUGCAGCUUGAGAGAGCAAAGACGCAGGCCAAGCUGGAAGGCAAGGUGUGGCAACAGGUUAAUCCGUCAAACAAACUUCGAGAGCUGCGGGAGCGGAUGGAAGGAUCGCCACAGCGAGGCGAGUUUGACGCAUUCGACAACGGCUAUAUCAAUUCUGUGAACCGUACGAGGAGCGCUAAGGCGAGGAGAGCUGCCUCAGCAUCGUUAGCUGACGAUGGUGACCGCGAGAGCGAAGACGCUGAGAUCUUUGGUGCCGACGGCACGAUUUAUGAGAAGCCUCGGAUCGUGGAGCUGAAGCGGCCCAAGAUGAGCGCCCAGCAAGCUACAGCCUACCUGGGAGAGAUUACAUCCAAGGUAAAGCGAUACGAAGCGAGCGACGACGAAGAUAUUGAGGGUGACGGUGUCACGACUGGUCCUUCUCACCCGAGUCUUGAGUCAGACUCGCCCAAGACGCCGACGGAUGACAAGUUUGAUGGCCCAGCACCACCUCCUCCACCACCGAUGCCUGGAUUCACUGGCGGUCCUCCCCCUCCGCCCCCUCCAAUGCGUGGAUUUGCUGCCAAUGCCCCGCCCCCUCCUCCACCGCCGCCUAUGCCAGGCUUUGACAAUGCCGCUGCUCCACCACCUCCUCCGCCUAUGCCUGGUUUUGGCGCAGGUAUGCCUCCCCCUCCCCCUCCUCCCCCGCCAAUGCCUGGCAUGGCAAACGGCAUGGCACCCCCACCUCCGCCUCCACCCCCGCCUGGCGCUCCGCCUUUGCCAGGAGUGCGCACUGGACCUGGAUUCUUACCACGACCCGGAUUCGCCGCCGCGCCAAAGGUUGGCCUUGCUGUCGCACGGCCGAAGAAGAAACUCAAAGCUCUUCAUUGGGACAAGGUCGAUACACCGCAAGUCACCAUCUGGGCUUCGCACGCACCCACGCACGAAGCGAAGGAAGAGAAGUACCGGGAGUUGUCCAAAAGAGGUGUGCUUGAAGAGGUCGAAAAGCUCUUCCUGGCGAAAGAUAUUAAGGCGAUCGGAAAGACGUCAGGCAAGAAGAGCGACAAGAAGCAGAUCAUCUCUAGUGAUCUGUCGAAGACAUUCCAGAUCUCUCUAGCGAAGCUAUCCCAGCUUUCCGUCGAAGAGGUUGUCCGCAUGAUCAUCCAUUGCGACAAGGAGGUCGUGGACAACGAUGUAGUGAUGGAUUUCCUGCAAAGGGACGAUUUGUGCAACAUCCCGGAUAACACCGCCAAACUCAUGGCGCCGUACAGCAAAGACUGGACGGGCCCGGAUGCUGCGACCAGUGUACGCGAGCAGGAUCCGGCGGAAUUGACCCGUGAAGACCAGAUCUACCUCUACACCGCAUUCGAGCUGCACCACUACUGGAAAGCGAGGAUGCGAGCAUUGGCCCUGACGAGAUCCUUUGAGCCUGAGUAUGACGAGAUCUCUGCGAAGCUCCAAGAAGUCGUCCGCGUGUCCGAGUCUCUCCGCGACUCUGUGGCACUGAUGAACGUGCUCGGUCUCAUUCUCGAUAUCGGCAACUACAUGAACGAUUCGAAUAAGCAAGCCGCCGGCUUCAAGCUCAGCUCGCUUGCGCGCCUCGGCAUGGUCAAGGAUGACAAGAACGAGUCCACCUUCGCCGAUCUUAUUGAAAGAAUCGUUAGGACGCAAUAUCCCGACUGGGAAGGCUUCGUCGAGGAGAUCGGCGGCGUCGUGGCGGCGCAGAAGCUCAACGUUGAACAGCUGACCACAGACGCGAAGAGAUACAUCGACAACAUCAAGAACGUGCAAAGUAGCCUUGAUGCUGGGAAUCUGAGCGAUCCGAAGAAGUUCCACCCGCAAGAUCGCGUCAGUCAGGUCGUCCAGCGCAGCAUGAAGGACGCCAGGAGGAAGGCAGAGCAGAUGCAGAUGUAUCUCGAGGUGAUGACCAAGACGUACAACGACAUUAUGACCUUCUACGGCGAGGAUCCAGGCGACGAAAACGCACGGCGGGACUUCUUCGCGAAACUUGCCAUCUUCGUGCAAGAGUGGAAGAAAUCCAAAGAGAAGAAUACGACCAUGGAAGAAACCCGCCGCCGCAACGAAGCCUCCAUGCGCCGCAAACAAGCCGCAACCCCAAGUGCGGCCCUCGCCGCCGACACACCCAAUGGUCCGCCCUCCCCCGCCUCCACCGGCGCAAUGGAUACCCUCCUCGAGAAACUCCGCGCUGCGGCCCCUCAGGCGCGGGAUCAGCGCGACCGCCGCCGCCGCGCAAGGCUCAAGGACAAGCACCAGGUGCGUGUAGCGUCGGGGCAGAAGAUGCCAGAUAUCCCCGGCACGAAAUCCGCGGACGAGGGGGGUGCGGGUGAGACGGGACUACUAUCCCCUACCAGCGAGACCUCGGAAGCCACGACGGGAGAGGGCAGAGAAGGAGCCGGAAGCGGGACAGCACAGCCGCUGUCUGAUGCCGAGGACGUGGCCGAGCGUGCGGCGAGUCUGCUGCUAGGCCUCCGAGGCGAUGUAAGCGCGGCGCCAGAUGCGGAGAGUGUGAAUCGCGAUGAUAGUCUCCGCGUGAGACGGAGGAGGGAGAGCGCGGAUGAUGAGAGGGCGGCACGGAGGAGAAGGAGGCGUCAGGUGGGGGGGAGUACGGCGGAGACUGGGAGCGGGAUGCCGACUCCGCCGACGAUUUCGGAGGAGGCGGAGGGGGCGGCUGCUGGGGAUGGGCCAGCGCCAGAGGCCGAGAAGGGGGAUAAAGCUGGUGUCGAGGAUACGCCUACGCCGGUUACGAUUGUCUCACCGCCGUCGCCUGCUACUAGCGAGAAGGCGGGCUUCGUCACGCCGCCGGGUUGA